Messenger RNA from Ochotona princeps (American pika), 1505 nucleotides. It is a transcript of the gene RABGGTB, whose product is annotated as Rab geranylgeranyltransferase subunit beta. Gene Ontology annotation, molecular function: Rab geranylgeranyltransferase activity. Bases 74 to 1069 code for a protein of 331 amino acids. Lineage: Eukaryota; Metazoa; Chordata; Mammalia; Lagomorpha; Ochotonidae. Gene Ontology annotation, biological process: protein geranylgeranylation. The record is from RefSeq and is a predicted model, not a curated record. The transcript has 9 exons. Gene Ontology annotation, cellular component: Rab-protein geranylgeranyltransferase complex.
GCUCUUCUGCGCAGGCGCGCGUCUCCUAAGUCUUCCCGGGCUCGGGGCUUCCUCUCUCUUUUCGCUCCGAGACAUGGGCACACCUCAGAAGGAUGUUAUUAUCAAGCCAGAUGCUCCCAGCUCGCUGUUCCUGGAGAAACAUGCCGAUUAUAUCGCAUCCUAUGGCUCAAAGAAAGACGAUUAUGAAUAUUGCAUGUCUGAGUACUUGAGGAUGAGUGGCAUAUAUUGGGGUCUGACAGUAAUGGAUCUCAUGGGACAACUGAAUCGCAUGAAUAGAGAAGAAAUUGUGACAUUUAUAAAGUCGUGCCAACAUGAAUGUGGUGGAAUAAGUGCGAGCACUGGACAUGACCCUCAUCUCCUGUACACUCUCAGUGCUGUCCAGAUUCUUACUCUAUAUGAUAGUAUUAAUGUUAUUGACGUAAAUAAAGUUGUGGAAUAUGUCCAGAGUCUACAGAAAGAAGAUGGCUCGUUUGCUGGAGACAUUUGGGGAGAAAUUGAUACAAGAUUCUCUUUUUGUGCGGUGGCAACAUUAGCUCUAUUGGGAAAGCUUGAUGCUAUUGAUGUAGAAAAAGCAAUCGAAUUUGUUUUAUCUUGUAUGAACUUUGAUGGUGGAUUUGGUUGCAGACCAGGUUCUGAAUCCCAUGCUGGACAGAUCUAUUGUUGCACAGGAUUCCUGGCUAUUACUAAUCAGUUACAUCAAGUAAAUUCUGAUCUACUUGGUUGGUGGCUUUGUGAACGACAGUUACCUUCAGGAGGACUUAAUGGAAGACCCGAGAAGUUACCAGAUGUGUGCUAUUCAUGGUGGGUGCUUGCGUCUCUUAAGAUUAUUGGAAGGCUUCAUUGGAUCGACAGAGAAAAAUUGAGAAAUUUCAUCUUGGCAUGUCAAGAUGAAGAAACGGGGGGAUUUGCCGACAGACCAGGAGAUAUGGUGGAUCCUUUUCAUACAUUAUUUGGAAUAGCUGGAUUGUCUCUUCUGGGAGAAGAACAGAUAAAACCUGUUAAUCCAGUCUUUUGCAUGCCUGAAGAAGUGCUUCGGAGGGUGAAUGUUCAACCUGAACUAGUAACCUAGACUCGCCCAUGCAAAAGUUACUUAUUGUAGUUGCCAUUUCAACAUUGACUGUUAAUAUUCUGUAUAUUGUGUUAAAUUAAUUUCAGUAAAUUAUAUACUUAUACAUACUGUAAAGUAACGUCUUGGUGUUAUGCUCCACUUUAGAUUUUCUUGUGUAUAAUCUUAAAAUUUGCAUUGUUUAUGUCAAUGAAUUUGCUUCAUCCGUAUUGUAUAAUAUCAGUUGCUGAAAUACUGUUUGCAAGUUUUAGAAUGACAGUACACCCACAUAUGUAAGAGUUGCACGGAGCUGUGGAUGUUGACACUAUUCCACUUCUAAUCCACUCUCUUGCUAAUGUGCAGCUUAAGAGACUGGAGGCAAUGGUUUGGUUUCCUGCCACCCAAGUGAAAGAUAGCGAUUGAAGUUUCUGGCACCUGUAUCUUGACUGGUAAAGCGCUG